AUGGAGGAAGCUGUACCAAUGUGGCGAGUGAGACUAUGGUUGAGAAGUUGGGUCUCAUUACCAAGAAGCAUCCACGGCCUUAUCAAGCUUAACUGGCUGAAUGAAACUGGAGAGAUGAGUGUCAAGAACCAAGUGGUUGUGCCCUUGUCCAUUGGCAACUACAAGGAUGAGAUCCUUUGUGACAUUCUGCCCAUGGACGCCGGUCACAUCAUCUUAGGGCGGCCUUGGCAAUCUGAUAGGCGUGUGAUCCAUGAUGGAUUCACAAACCGCUACACUCUUCUUCAUGAGGGCCGUAAAACCACUUUGAUUCCUUUGAGUCCACAAGAAGUCUAUGAAGAUCAGUUACAACUCGCUGGAAAGGAAGAAGAACACUUGAUUGGCUUGACUCAUACUCCACCGGAGAUUCCGAGUGAACUAGCUCAACUUUUGCAGGACUUUAGUGAUGUCUUUCCUGAGGAUAGUCCACCAGGCUUGCCUCCUGUCCGAGGUAUUGAGCACCAGAUUGACUUUGUCCCCGGCUCCACUUUACCAAACAGGCCGGCUUACAGAACCAAUCCGGUUGAGACCAAGGAGCUUCAGCGCCAAGUGGAUGAACUCAUGGAGAAAGGCCACAUUAGAGAGAGCAUGAGCCCUGUGCUGUUCCUGUUCUUCUUGUCCUAA
Microthlaspi erraticum is the source of this 660-nucleotide messenger RNA. Lineage: Eukaryota; Viridiplantae; Streptophyta; Magnoliopsida; Brassicales; Brassicaceae. The record is from the annotation of a GenBank genome assembly.